AUGGAAGGUCUCGGUCUCCCUGAUGAUGGCUCUGUUCGAUCUUCUGAACGGACCGUUACCGAGACUUCCCCUAUGACCACCGGGAAUAACCUCUCAUCGGCUCAUCACUUUGUUUCUUUAAAGCUGAUAUCCCGUAAUUAUCUCUUUUGGCGGACACAGAUGCUACCGUUUCUUGAAGGUCAAGGUCUUCUUGGCUUCAUCGAUGGUAGUCUACAAUACCCGGUCGCAGCGCCAGCCACCACCACCGACACUGCUGCCUCGACUGCCGACAGUCUCACGGCAGCGAACGAACUCGUUGCUUGGCAGGUAGAUUGGAGGAGACAAGACAAGGUUAUCUUGUCCCUCUUAAUUUCGUCUCUUUCGAAGGAGACGAUGCGGUUCACCGUUGGUCGGUCUACUUCCCGGCAACUCUGGCUCACCAUCGAACAAUCUCUUGCCUCUUCCUCACGUUCUCGGGCAUUACGGUUAUUCGGUGAAUUGCAAGCCCUUCGGCAAGGUGAUUCUUCCAUCGCAGAUUAUAUUGGUCGUGCACAGUUGUUGGUUGAUGAUUUGGCUCUUGUCGGUCGUGCUGUUACGUUAGACGACCAGAACCUAUACGUCUUCCGUGGCUUGCGAUUUGAGUUUCGUCCGCUUGUAGCAACCCUAGCUCGGGGUGCUGCGGUUCCGCUUGCAGAGGUGGCGGAUUUCUUGGUGUCACAAGAGUGGAUCUACGCUGCCGAUGGAGACGGAGGGGCACCGCAGGUUGCAAUGGUCGUUGGCCGAGGCGGUGCGGCCUCCAGCCACGGUGGCCGUGGCAACAUGACACAGUAG
Molecule: messenger RNA, 810 nt
Organism: Ipomoea nil (Japanese morning glory)
Lineage: Eukaryota; Viridiplantae; Streptophyta; Magnoliopsida; Solanales; Convolvulaceae
Exons: 1
Coding region: 1-810 (269 amino acids)
Source: RefSeq, a predicted model, not a curated record